Messenger RNA from Striga hermonthica, 843 nucleotides. The record is from the annotation of a GenBank genome assembly. Lineage: Eukaryota; Viridiplantae; Streptophyta; Magnoliopsida; Lamiales; Orobanchaceae.
AUGAAGGCGUUAACGAGGGAUCUAAGGGAGAAUUUCGAAGGUUUGGACGAUAUUUACGUUUGGCACGCGCUUGCAGGAGCUUGGGGUGGGGUCCGCCCGGGUGCGACUCGUCUCGAGUCGAAAAUUGAGUCGUGCAAAUUGUCCUCGGGGCUUAAAGGGACCAUGAAGGACCUUGCGGUUGUUAUGUUGGUCGAGGGCUCGGUUGGGCUCGUGGACCCCGCUCGAGCAGAGGAUUUUUACGACUCCAUGUACUCGUACCUUUAUGAGGUCGAGAUCACGGGGGUGAAGGCCGAUGUUAUCAAUGUACUAGAAUACGUGUCCGAAGAUUAUGGAGGAAGGGUCGAGCUCGCCAAGGCUUAUUACAAGGGGCUGUCGAAAUCUCUUUCCAAGAAUUUCAACGGAACCGGGCUUAUUUCCAGCAUGCAACACUGCAACGACUUCUUUUUCCUCGGAACCGAGCAGAUAUCUAUGGGAAGAGUUGGUGAUGAUUUUUGGUUCCAAGACCCAAAUGGUGACCCAAUGGGAGUCUACUGGCUGCAAGGGGUUCACAUGAUCCACUGUGCCUACAACAGCCUGUGGAUGGGCCAAUUUAUCUGGCCCGAUUGGGACAUGUUUCAGUCGGACCAUAAAUGCGCCAAGUUUCACGCGGGCUCAAGGGCCAACUGUGGCGGGCCCAUUUACGUGAGUGAUUCUUUGGGUGGACAUGAUUUCGACCUUCUGAGGAAGCUCGUUUUCAAGACGGCACAAUCCCGAAAUGCAUUCACUUUGCUCUUUCCACCCGUGACUGCCUCUUUAAGAACCCCCUCUUUGACAGCACCACAGUUCUCAAGAUAUGGAAUUUGA